This is a messenger RNA of Scophthalmus maximus (turbot), 2289 nucleotides long. It is a transcript of the gene nelfcd, whose product is annotated as negative elongation factor complex member C/D. Gene Ontology annotation, biological process: negative regulation of transcription elongation by RNA polymerase II. Bases 140 to 1879 code for a protein of 579 amino acids. NCBI's taxonomy places the organism in Eukaryota, Metazoa, Chordata, Actinopteri, Pleuronectiformes, Scophthalmidae. The record is from RefSeq and is a predicted model, not a curated record. Gene Ontology annotation, cellular component: nucleus; NELF complex. The transcript has 15 exons. Gene Ontology annotation, molecular function: RNA binding.
CUGUUGUUGUUAGCUUGCUAGCUAAACAGGCUACCUGUUUCUAGCAUCACUCGCGGUCCAAAGAAAUAAUUAAAAUAAAGAUAUUCGACUCACAGCUGAGUAGCUGUUGACGAUCCACCGCCGCCCUGUCCCCGUCGUCAUGGAGGAGGAGUAUUACAGCGGCGGAGGAGACUGGGAAGGCACGGACGGUCACACGGAGGAGGGUUACGUCGAAGGGGAAAAUGACGGAAAAACCCAGGAAGAUUGUCUGCAGAAGUUUUCCAGCAGGGACUACAUCAUGGAGCCUGCGGUCUUCAACACCCUCAAAACGUAUUUCCAAGCUGGUGGUUCUCCAGAACACGUCAUCCAACUUCUCUCAGAAAACUACUCUGCUGUGGCGCAGACUGUGAACCUGCUGGCAGAGUGGCUCAUUCAGAUGGGUGUGGAGCCUGCUCAGGUCCAAGAGCGAGUAGAAAACCACCUCAAGAGUCUCCUCAUAAAGCACUUUGACCCUCAGAAGGCAGAUUCCAUUUUCACUGUUGAGGGAGAGACUCCUGCCUGGCUCGAGCAGAUGAUUGCACACACUACGUGGAGAGAUCUCUUUUAUAAGCUGGCAGAGGCUCACCCCGACUGUCUGAUGCUCAACUUCACUGUCAAGCUCAUUUCAGACGCUGGUUACCAGGGUGAGAUCACCAGUGUGUCUACAGCGUGUCAGCAGCUGGAGGUUUUCUCCAGAGUGCUGAGGACGUCGUUGGCCACGCUAUUGGACGGAGGAGAGGAGAACCUGGAGAAGAACCUGCCAGAGUUUGCUAAGAUGGUGUGUCAUGGCGAGCACACCUACCUCUUCGCCCAGGCGAUGAUGUCCAUCCUGGCCCAGGAGGAACAGGGCGGUUCAGCUGUUCGAAGGAUCGGCCAGGAGGUGCAGAAGUCCGCACAUGAGAGAGGUCAUGAUGCCAGUCAGAUUACCCUCGCGCUCGGUACAGCGGCAGCCUACCCUCGAGCCUGCCAGGCGCUGGGUGCCAUGUUGUCUAAAGGAGCCCUGAAUCCCGCGGACAUCACCGUUCUGUUCAAGAUGUUCAGCAGCAUGGACCCUCCUCCCGUGGAGCUGAUCAGAGUGCCCGCCUUUCUGGACCUGUUCAUGCAGUCGCUGUUCAAGCCUGGAUCAAAGAUCAACCAAGACCAUAAACACAAAUACAUCCACAUCCUGGCCUACGCUGCCAGUGUGGUGGAGACGUGGAAGAAGAAUAAGCGAGUCAACAUCAAUAAAGAUGAGCUCAAGUCGACUUCGAAGGCCAUCGAGACCGUGCACAACCUGUGCUGCAACGAGAACAAAGGAGCUACAGAGCUGGUGGCUGAACUCGGCACUUUGUACCAGUGCAUCCGCUUUCCAGUCGUUGCCAUGGGAGUUUUAAAGUGGGUGGACUGGACGGUGUCUGAGCCGCGGUACUUUCAGCUCCAGACCGACCACACUCCAGUACAUUUAGCUCUGCUGGACGAGAUCUGCACGUGUCACCAGCUGCUGCACCCACAGGUCCUCCAGCUGCUCAUCAAGCUGUUUGAGACGGAGCACUCGCAGCUGGACGUCAUGGAGCAGCUGGAGCUGAAGAAGACUCUGCUGGACCGAAUGGUUCAUCUGCUGAGUCGUGGCUAUGUCCUGCCAGUGGUUGGUUACAUUCGAAAGUGUCUGGAGAAACUCAACACAGAUAUUUCCCUCAUCAGAUACUUUGUCACCGAGGUGCUGGAUGUGAUCGCGCCUCCCUACACAUCAGACUUCGUUCAGCUCUUCCUGCCCAUCCUGGAGAACGACAGCAUCGCAGGGACAAUCCGCACCGAGGGAGAACAUGAUCCUGUGGCAGAGUUCAUCGCUCAUUGCAAGUCAAAUUUCAUCAUGAUUAACUGAUGUGGAAACGGACACUGAAAACAUUCUCGGUGGAGAUUGCACCAAGACAAGUUACAAGGACAGAAGAGCUGUGAUCUUGACAACAAACUGAACGUUCUGCUUGAUGCUGAAGCACGUCGCUCGGAGACGAGACAGACUUUUCACUUUGACCAAGUGAAUGAGGAUUAUUUCGUAUUGAGACAACGAAAAAGGCAAAUGUCUCUGAGUUGAUGGACUGAAAGAGAAGUACGGUAACACGGCAGAGAAGCUUCUUCUCUGAACAUGCAGCUAAAUGUUUUUCUUUUUCAACAUUGUAUUUUCUAGAUUUUAUGUUUGUUUGAGCGAUUUUAAAAUAAAAACCGGAAUGUGUAGAUUUUUACUGUGCAUUUAAAUUUUAUGCAAUCAUGAUUAAAAAAUGAUUCUCCAUAAGA